Oncorhynchus kisutch (coho salmon) is the source of this 1829-nucleotide messenger RNA. RefSeq names its product retinol dehydrogenase 8. Gene Ontology annotation, biological process: retinol metabolic process; estrogen biosynthetic process. The record is from RefSeq and is a predicted model, not a curated record. Gene Ontology annotation, molecular function: all-trans-retinol dehydrogenase (NAD+) activity; estradiol 17-beta-dehydrogenase [NAD(P)+] activity. Bases 143 to 1096 code for a protein of 317 amino acids. NCBI's taxonomy places the organism in Eukaryota, Metazoa, Chordata, Actinopteri, Salmoniformes, Salmonidae. The transcript has 6 exons. Gene Ontology annotation, cellular component: cytoplasm; cytosol.
ACAUGUGACUAAAUUACCCGCUCACAUGGCCGCUGUGUUUGCAUGAUCCGCUUUAGUUUUUAAAGUCCAGUGCUCGAGCUCGCUCUGCAACAACCAUCCGGAGCCGAAGACCACUAAAACGCACGACCUAACCGGACAAGCCAUGGCGAGCAGUGGACAAAAAGUAGUUCUGAUCACCGGUUGCUCCUCCGGCAUCGGGUUACGAAUCGCCGUCCUGCUGGCCAAAGAUGAAAAGAAGCGUUACCAUGUCAUUGCCACCAUGCGGGACCUGAAGAAGAAGGAUAAGCUGGUGGAGGCAGCAGGUGAUGCGUAUGGGAAGACCCUCAUGCUGCUGCCUCUGGACGUGUGCAGUGAUGAGUCAGUCAAGCAGUGCAUCAACAGUGUCAAGGACCGCCAUAUUGAUAUCCUCAUCAACAAUGCAGGUGUGGGCUUGUUGGGACCCGUGGAAAGCAUCAGUAUCGAGGACAUGAAGAGGGUGUUUGAGACCAACUUCUUUGGCGUGGUGAGGAUGAUUAAAGAGGUCAUGCCUGACAUGAAGAAGAGGCGGGCGGGACACAUCGUGGUCAUGAGCAGUGUAAUGGGUCUACAGGGUGUGGUGUUCAAUGAUGUCUACACUGCCUCCAAGUUCGCCAUGGAGGGCUUCUGUGAGAGUAUGGCUGUCCAACUGCUCAAGUUCAACGUCCAUUUGUCUAUGAUUGAGCCAGGGCCGGUGCACACUGAGUUUGAGACGAAGAUGAUGGAGGACGUGGCCAAGAUGGAGUACCCAGGAGCUGAUGCAGACACAGUGCGCUACUUUAAAGAUGUUUACCUGCCCUCCUCCAAGGAUAUCUUUGAGGCCAUGGGUCAGACCCCAGAGGACAUCGCCAAGUGUACUAAGAAGGUGAUUGAGUCAAGGAACCCUCGCUUCAGGAACCUGACCAACAGCCUGUACACGCCCAUCGUGGCCAUGAAGUAUGCCGACGAGACAGGCGGCCUGUCGGUCAAUACCUUCUACAACCUGCUGUUCAACUUCGGCCCCCUCAUGCACAUCACCAUGAGCAUCCUUAAGUGCCUGACCUGCAGCUGCCUGCGCCGACGCACCAUCUCACCGAACUGAGAGAGACCGGUCUUGGUAUGAAAUGUAACCCUAUUCCCUAUAUUGUGCACUACCAGGGUGAAAAGUAGUGCAUUAUAUAGGGAUAGGGUGCCAUUUUGGACAUACCCUGUGAAAAAUAUACAGUGGUGUAGCUCAUUGACACCCAAACCUGGACCACCUGGGGGAAGGAGGGCAUGUAGUUCUCGGCGAGAGAGGCCGUGAGAGAACCAGGAUAAGCUUUGGCCAGGCAACACGCACAAUUGCACAAACACAGACAGUACAGUGUGACCUCAUGCAUGGGGCUAGAAGUUUUUUCUGGUCAGAUCAUGUGAUCGGGAAAAACUCCUGGCCCUCCUCAUACAUACACAUGAUCACACACAAACAACUUACCCACAAACACAGCCAGGCAUCUCCUCCGUCCUGGUCUUUUGAGGUACUGUUGGGGCAAUGACACUGUCUGUCCAUCUGUCCGUCUGUCCGUCUGUCCGUCCGUCUCUGUCUGUCUGUCUGUCCAUCCGUCUGUCCGUCUCUGUCCGUCUGUCUGUCUGUCUGUCCGUCCGUCUUUGUCUGUCUGUCUGAAAAACAAAGCACACAUAACCAGUUACAAAGAAUAACAAAAAACAACAGCAUUGCAAUCACAGUGAAAGCGUAACGUAGCACCCAAUGAACUUAAGACUCAGGCCUUGCUAAACUCUUAGUACAAUGCAGUAUUUAGCUCUGAGUUACGAAGAAUAAACUAGAUUCCUUCAUUGUA